AUGCAUAUUAGCAUGUCUCAUUUGGCUGGAUUUUUGGUGUUUGGUCUGAUUGGAACAAGUCAAGUUAGUGAUGAAGGUGAUGUUGAGUUCAAGGCUGUUCUUUUUGUUCCUCCAAAGGCUCCUCAUGAUCUGUAUGGGAGUUACUACAAUGCUAACAAGUCCAACUUGAAGUUAUACGUCAGACGUGUCUUCAUCUCAGAUGGAUUCGAUGAUCUUCUGCCCAAGUACCUGAACUUUUUGAUGGGAAACACAUUAGGAAGUUGGUUAAAGAUGGAUUCAUCAGCUGCAAACCAAACCACAUUCACUCUCCAUAUCAUGCACGGAGAAUGA
This is a messenger RNA of Papaver somniferum (opium poppy), 330 nucleotides long. RefSeq names its product endoplasmin homolog. The record is from RefSeq and is a predicted model, not a curated record. Gene Ontology annotation, molecular function: ATP binding; ATP hydrolysis activity; ATP-dependent protein folding chaperone. The transcript is spliced from 3 exons. Bases 1 to 330 code for a protein of 109 amino acids. Lineage: Eukaryota; Viridiplantae; Streptophyta; Magnoliopsida; Ranunculales; Papaveraceae. Gene Ontology annotation, biological process: protein folding.